Sardina pilchardus (European sardine) is the source of this 2511-nucleotide messenger RNA. It is a transcript of the gene deaf1, whose product is annotated as DEAF1 transcription factor. The coding region runs from base 207 to 1946 and encodes 579 amino acids. Gene Ontology annotation, molecular function: DNA binding. NCBI's taxonomy places the organism in Eukaryota, Metazoa, Chordata, Actinopteri, Clupeiformes, Clupeidae. The record is from RefSeq and is a predicted model, not a curated record. The transcript has 13 exons.
CAGUUCCACCAACGACUUGGAAACGGAAGCCAUUUCCAAUUGUAUAUUUAAUCUGGUAUCACCUGUUAGGACUUUAAUAAGUUCUUUAUUUGCAAGCGUGUUGAAAUAACGUGCAUUUGCGCUGAUUUUAAUGAAACCCGAAACCCCAGGACACACCGCCAUAUUUGCUCUCGGAUAUACUCGGCUCAAAUCGGUAAGUCAGGGAAAUGGACGAGUCUCACUCGGCAACAAAACAACUGGGGUUGGAUGGCGCGUCCGAAAGCACGACUGUCGGGGCAGUAGAGGAGGGGGAGGAUUCGGAUACUGAAUCGGAGGCCGAAGGCACGACGAUGACUGUAAUGGGAGAAGCUAACAUCGACAUUGGGGCCGAGUCCUUGCCGAAUCCAGACGAUACGCAAUCCACAUUUGCAGAGGUCACGACGGUCACCGUUGGAGACGUCCAGGCAACAGAUGAGCACGUCUUCGCCACCUCCGUGUCCGCCGCUGCCCUUCCAGAGCACGUCCUGACGGGUCGGACUACGCUGCAGAUCGGGGACAGUCUGAAUACCCAGAAGGCCACACUGAUUGUGGUCCACACGGACGGCAGCAUCGUGGAUGCCAGUGGGCUGAAGGCGUCCUCGUCUCCCAUGGCAACAGGGCCUCAGGCCCCGCCCCCGCCGCUGACCCCCGGGCAGGAGAAGGACUCCAAGUACAACUGGGACCCGUCUGUGUACGACAACGAGCUGCCCGUGCGCUGCAGGAACACCAGCGGCAUCCUCUACAAGAACCGACUGGGCUCAGGAGGGAAGGGUCGCUGUGUUAAGCACAACAGCGCCUGGUUCACGCCCACUGAGUUUGAGGCGAUGGCGGGCAGAGCCAGCAGCAAGGACUGGAAGAGAAGCAUCCGCUACGCAGGGCGCCCUUUACAGUGUCUCAUUCAGGAGCGCAUUCUCAACCCCCACGCUGCCUCCUGCACAUGUGCGGCCUGCUGUGAUGACCUGGCCCUGUGCACGAAGGACGGCUCGUCAUUCACUGCUGAGACCAUAAAUAUGACGGGACCUGUGCGGUUGUUUGUUCCCUACAAGAGACGCAAGAAGGAGCCGGAACAAGCUCCUCCCACUCCAGAGAAGAAGGACAGCCCACCAACCAAGAACAUCACACUCACGCCAGGAACUACCUUUACCGUGACGCCGUCUGGUCAGAUCACCACCUCCGGCACGGUGACCUUUGACCCGACGCCUGCAGGCGACGCCCACACAGCCAUCAUCUCAGACCACGCCCACACCGACGUGUUCGCCAGCACCACAGUGCUGACGACGCUGCCGGCCCUGGCCUUAGCUCCUCCCCCGGCUGUGGUCCCGCCCAAAGCGUCUCCGCCGGUCCUGAGUCAGCUGAGUAACCUUGGCAACGGGCUGAGUAACCUUGGCAACGGGCUGGAUGUGGAUCAGCGCCCGUGGCAACAGCUGGAGGAGGCGGCCAGCACUCUCCUCAACGCCGCCCAGCAGCUGAAGGUUCUUAUCGAGCAGGCCAAGCAGUCCAGCCUGGCCCACGGAACCGCCACUAAUGCCCACGGAACCGCCACUAAUGCCCACGGAACCGGCAGCCUGGCCCACGGAACCGCAAGCGCCACUAAUGCCCACACAGCCAGCACCAGCACCAGCUGUUCCACCUGCACCAGCUGCCCCGACAGCCUCAGGAAGGACCCCUUCCAGACACAGAUCCCGUUUCAGAACCCUGAAGACCCUGAAGGAAAAACCACAGAGAUCCUCAUCAAGCAAAUGUGUGUGAACUGCGGCCGUGAUGCGGUGAGUGAGUGCACAGGAUGCCACAAGGUCAACUACUGCUCCACCUUCUGCCAGAGAAAGGAUUGGAGAGAUCACCAGCACAACUGUUGCCAGGGCAACGCCUCUGGGGGACAGGAAGUAAUUCAGAUCCAGGGCAUGGAGGUGGAGAAGGUGAAGAUCUAGCCCACAGGAAGUAGUUCUGUAGCCCACAGGAAGUAGUUCUGUAGCCCACAGGAAGUAGUUCAGAUCCAGGGCGUGGAGGUGGAGAAGGUGAAGAGUUCAGACUCCAUGCUGGCCUACGGACUGGCGUGUGCUAUGGAAACGGCGCUGGGGUCAUCACUGUGGAAACGGCGCUGGGGUCAUCACUGUGGAAACGCAGCUGGGGUCAUCACUGUGGAAACGGCGCUGGGGUCAUCACUGUGGAAACGGCGCUGGGGUCAUCACUGUGGAAACAGAGCUGGGGUCAUCGCUGUGGAAACGCAGCUGGGGUCAUCGCUGUGGAAACGGAGCUGGGGUCAUCACUGUGGAAACAGAGCUGGGGUCAUCGCUGUGGAAACAGAGCUGGGGUCAUCACUGUCCUCCAGCAGGAACCUUCUUCUUGGCCUGCUGGUCCGCUGGUGUGGUGGGCUGCUGGUGUGGUGGUGUGGUGCAGGCUGGCCCGUGCCGAGAGCACGUACUGUAAUCCCGGUCUCUCAGCCCUGCUGCAGCAGAUUGGAUCACAUCUUAAUAAAGCUUUCUGUGGACCAGG